This is a messenger RNA of Menidia menidia (Atlantic silverside), 3832 nucleotides long. The record is from the annotation of a GenBank genome assembly. Lineage: Eukaryota; Metazoa; Chordata; Actinopteri; Atheriniformes; Atherinopsidae.
AUGCUGUUCCCGGGCAGCGCAGACCACAGUGUUAAAGUGCCGACCAGCUUCGCGCCGUGUCGCCAUAACGGUCCCCUCACGCGCCCGUCCCGCCGCUUCCUCCUCCCGCUGGACCACAACCACCCUCCGACACUCACAAACAACCCAACGGACCGCGGCGGGAAACGGGUUCGAUACUUUCGUUAUCGGUUUUUCAGACUUCGGGAGCUCUGGAGCUCUUCCCGGGAAGCGAGCCCCGGAGGUCGCGUAGCCCGGGACGGACCCGCCGCCCCCAGCACACCCAGUCCCCCUGACCCUGGCCGGAAGACUCUCCGCCACCACAGAUUCCCAACACCUCUGCUCAUCUGUCCCAUCUUUGUCUCUAUUAAUGCCCGUAUCAACAAGGCCGGGCAGCCUUUUUGUGCGCCACAGCCGCCAAACACCAGGGAAUUCUGUGUCCAGGGAGACACCGUCUUUUGUGAGGGAUCAGGGGUCAUGAGUGGGGAGUAUGUCAGGGCUGGAGUCAGCACAUUGGCCCCAUGUGGCUACAUCUUGCUAGGCAUUUCACAGGCCAGGAUGGGGUCUGCCGUUUCCACUCCCAGUGCCCUGACAGUCAAGGCAGAGGUGAUGAUGGCUAACCCGCCUGAAGGCUGCCCUAUGCACCAAGAAGUCAAGCCUGUCAAAGUGUCCCCACCCUCAGAGUGUCCCAUGCAUCAAGCUCAGCCUGUCCAAGCAGUAUCUCCUCCAUCAGAAUGUCCCAUGCACCAGGCACCGGCAGGUCCAGUUCACCAGGACCGGGCCUAUGAGUUUGUGGAAUGUCCCAUGAAGGCCUCAGUUGGCAUGAAGAGCGACAUUGAUCCAGCAAACAUGAUGCCUCCUCCUAACCAAGUACCCGCUCCAGAUCAGCCCUUUGGCCUGUCCAAAUCCAGAGAGGAGUCUAACAUUCCCCGCCACGGCACAGAGAAGAACUGGGUUUAUCCAUCUGAGCAGAUGUUCUGGAAUGCCAUGCUGCGAAAAGGGUGGCGCUGGCGAGAUGAUGACCUUGCCCCUGAUGACAUGACUAACAUCAUCAAAAUCCACAACAAGAACAACGAGCAGGCCUGGAAUGAGAUCCUGAAGUGGGAGGCUCUGCGCGCGGGUGAGUGUCCCUGUGGCCCCACACUGAAGAGGUUCGGCGGCAAGGCCAAAGAGUUUUCGCCCAGGGCGCGUUUCCGUAACUGGAUGGGGUACGAGCUCCCCUUCGACCGCCACGACUGGAUCGUCGACCGCUGUGGGAAAGAGGUGCGCUAUGUCAUUGACUACUACGACGGAGAAAUCAACAGAGACACCUACCAGUUCUCCAUCCUGGACGUGCGCCCGGCCUUCGAUUCUCUGGACGCCGUCUGGGACCGCAUGAGGGUGGCCUGGUGGCGCUGGACCUCUCAAGACUGAGAGAGGCCGGGAGUUCAAACGAGUUCUGCAAACGGUUGGCAUGAGACUGGGUGCUGUAGGAAGAGUAAAGAAAAGUAUCAAUCUAAAUGAAAAGUCAUACUGUGUGACGUUCUAUCUGCUCGUCUAUUCAUGCUUUGCAGUUGAUAGCUUAUUACAACGUGCAUCUUAGAUUCCUGUUUGGUCCAGCGGUCAGGUGAACCAGUCCGGUGAGGCUCCAGUACUAGAGCAGCUUCCUAAAACUCCACAGUUGUCACUUCCUGCCACCGGAGGGUCCACAAUGUCUUUCAGAGGGAGCUUAAUCAGAUUUCUUCAGACUUAAAUGGCAGAGUCCAGAGACUGAAAACAACAACAGCUGGUCUUCUCCUGUAACUUCCCUUUGACCCGCAGAGCUGUUGGUUCUGGUCUAGCACAGCCAGGCACUGACAGCAGUGAGAAAACCAGCAGGAGGAGGCAUUCCUCCACAUUCUAAACAAGGGAGACCAAAGCUGAUUGCGUCUUGGGAAAUGUGUCCUGAGACUUCAGCUGUUUUCAAAUGCAGACCCCCUUAACAUUAAAAGGUGUGGACACAGAGGUCCCAUAGUUUUAGUCAUCAAACAUCAAAGAAGCUGCUGACAUCAGGCCAAAGCUUUAGAGGGGUGUCGUCCUGCUUCUGGAUCCCAUUCAAACGGUUCAUGUCCACAUCUUGUAUGAAUCCGCCUUACGUCUGAUAAAUGCUCUGUGGGACGUUUUGAGUUCCAAAAACUAGAAUAAGGACUAAGACUAAAGACUAAACCAUCAACUCUCUGCCGCUAAAUGCCACACAUUUAGUGAACUCUGAAGGUGUAUAGAAACGGUCAGCAUCUGUAAGUGGGCUUUGCUCCCCGGCUGGUGGCAGUUUGAGUGGAGGCCUCUGAACGCUGCUCUGAACACGACUGUGCUGUGAGAGCUGCACACGGACAGGUUGAGACUGACAGGACUUAGUUGUGUUGGAAUUGAAAAAGCUUCAGGGUGGAGUGGCCUGCCGUUGACCCUUGACCCUUUUUAAGCCUGUUCCAGAUCAACAUCUGAUGCUUGUUAAUUAGCCUGUGUGAUGCUAUAGCAGAACAUCACUCUGUUUUUGUUCUGUUACACUGUCUGCGCCCAGAAAUCCAUUUAAUCCGAAGUACUACCUUUGAAUUGACUUUUCGAUCAUUUAAAAUGUUUUAUUUAUUCUUUGAAUGUGUGAUAUUGUGCACAGAAAAACCGUCACUAUCUCAGUGCUUCAAUUCCCGGAAAACUUGAUGUUUCAAACAGUUAUCUCGCUGGUUUUAUCAUUCUCAAUAAAGCUGGUCCUCGUCUGCCUCUGAACGAUGUCAGUCUUUGAAACUAUACUUUGCAGCUACGCUUGCCAAAAGGUGAGUAGUGAAAGGUCUGAUUCCAGUUAGUUUAUCCAGUAAAACAUGAGGGGAAAGUUUAAAAACAGACCCACUAAGCAGAGCAGCGUGUCAGUGCGCUGCACGACGUUUCCUCUGAAGGAACUGCAUUGGUCUGAGAAUCCUGAUAAUUUUAGCUUUGAUUUACAUAGUGAAAAACAGAUUUUUACAGGUGAGGUUCAUUUCAGGGCCCUUGCACUGAAAAACCCCUUCUCUGGCCUUAAAGGCUGGUCCAGGCCUUUGGGUGAUGGGCUUAAGCACAGCAGCCGUGGAGGUGUCAGCCAGACGCCACCACGGCAGCUUAGUGCAUCUUAAAAGUUUACAGCGCCUGGGUCUGCAGGUAUAAAGUGUCUUCUUAACUCUCGUGACGUCACGCAGCAGGACGAGUCUCCCGGCAGCUCUGAGAGACGCCUGAAUGCAGAUAAAAUCACUUCCUCAGCAAGAUGGGUAAGAAUUAGAUGACUGCUGCCCAGUCAAAUGUUGAAAUGUCUAUGAAUGUUUUGCUAUUUUCCAGCUAGACACAAGAGGGGGGUGUUUCAAAAGAUUUGGAAAUGAAUCUGACUCAUUCAUUGUUUAUUCCAAAUGCACCAGUUAAAUAGACCUUCAUCCUGCUGACUGGACGGAGAGGAAGUCUCUGAUUCACAGGACAAAAACAGAAAAAAAACAGCUUUUGCUCAGAUUUUUAUGGACUAAUCAGCAGUGGACUAAAGAAGAAGAGACAGUUUACUGCACUUGUUUCAGAAAAAAGGGACUAAACGAAUUUCAACUCUGCAUAUCUUCCAGAUAUUACUCAUUUAAUAUUAAAAUAUCUAAACCAAAUUGCCUUCUGAGAGCAUUUCCAUUAAACUUAUUAAUGUUUGUGUGACUUUCCAGUUUGUUGCUGUUGCUGCAACCUUGUGAUUAUUGAGCUUAAUGCCAGUAAAUAAGUCAGUACGAAUGCUGCUCAUAUCUUGUGGAUUCUGUGUUCUGUUAAUGAGGCAGGCAGGGAAAUUAAUUACUUUCUUUCCCUGCUGCUGAUUGUGCAUUACAAC